Peromyscus eremicus (cactus mouse) is the source of this 2242-nucleotide messenger RNA. RefSeq names its product mitochondrial transcription termination factor 2 (gene Mterf2). The record is from RefSeq and is a predicted model, not a curated record. Gene Ontology annotation, biological process: regulation of DNA-templated transcription; termination of mitochondrial transcription. The transcript has a single exon. Gene Ontology annotation, cellular component: mitochondrial matrix. Gene Ontology annotation, molecular function: double-stranded DNA binding. Bases 900 to 2054 code for a protein of 384 amino acids. NCBI's taxonomy places the organism in Eukaryota, Metazoa, Chordata, Mammalia, Rodentia, Cricetidae.
CGGUGAUCGUCUGGAUAGGACAGGUCUGCAAACAGUCGUCAGCCUGUAUGGCAAGGGCAUUGGGAGUGGCAGCGAUUGGAAAUGGCUGUCUUUGCAUUGACCCUGUCAAAUCUACACACACAGGAUGCUGCAAAGGACUGGCUGACACACCAACACUCCCAGAAACUAAAAUUUUACCAAACCCUAGGCCAUGUGCAUGUUGCCAGAAACAAGACACAGUGGUGCAGGAGGUGGUAUAUCAAUACUUAAUACCAUGGCACAUAGACUAACUAUUUUGAAUUAAAGCCACUUGAAAAUAGGUGCUGGGUCAUCCUGACUCUUCUGUUCCAGAGCAGGUGAAAUUGUUAAGGGAAAGCACCCUUCUUAAAGAUAACUAGACCGAGGCUUACUGAAAUACCUCAGCUUUUAAGCUCCUCAGGUAGUGGAGUUGCUUCCUCAAAUCUUACUGUUUGGCCACUUCAGCGCAGCCUGCCCUGCUCUGGGUCUUCCUUGUAUGGGUUUCCGUGACAUGUACAACUUGUAUGGGAUAAAUUUGCAUGCUCUCCUGUUGACCAUUCUAUGUUGCUUUAUUGCAUGGGCCCAGCCAGGACCCUAAGAUGGAGGUGGAGUGUUGCAGCCCCUUACUCUGGCAGAAGCCGCACUGCUUCAGACAGUGCGGCCUCUCCUAAUAGAUGGAGAUGGCAAGGGUAGAGGGUGAACUGUGAGGUACUGCUCCAAUCACUACUGUCUGUUAUAGUGGGGUAGUUUUCCUUGCUAGCUUAAAUUUUUCUUACUGCUUAGGACUCAGGUUUCUAAGUGUCUGUUCUAAAAGUCAAUGUUCCUUUAAAGUUUUCAUCUUCCUAACAGGCACAGUGGGGACACUCUCCGUUUAGGAUGUGGGAAUUAGCCAGCGCUACAGCAUGUCGUGGAGGUUGCUGACGGGACACCAGCUCUGCAGGCUGUGUCUUUUCAGAAAGCCGCAACCAGCUCUGAAAAUCAAACCUUCAGCAUGUGUCAGCUAUGAAACGGACAGCCAGACCAACAAAGAAAACACGAGAACAGUGGAAAGGCUCCAGGCAUGUUCCGUUGACAUCAGGAAGAUCCGCAGACUGAAAGCAUGGGUGCUUCUAGAGGAUGACACCUACGUUGAAGAGAUUGCAAAUAUUCUGAAAGAACUAGGAGCCAACAAAACUGUGAUCGCCAGUAUUUUAGAACGCUGUCCAGAAGCCAUUGUCUGCAGUCCUGCUGCUGUUAAUGCCAAAAGGAAACUUUGGCAGACGGUCUGCAAAAAUGAGGCCCACCUAAUCCAAUUAAUAGAGCAGUUUCCAGAACCUUUCUUUACUGUCAAGGACCAGGAGAACCAGAAGCUGAAUGUUCAAUUCUUUCAAGAGCUGGGACUCAAAAAUGUGGUGAUUAGCAGGUUUCUGACGACUGCCUCCAGCAUCUUCCAUAAUCCUGUAGAGAACAACAAGCGAAUGAUAGGGGUUCUCCAGGAGAGCUACCUAAGCUUAGGUGGCUCUCAGGCCAACGCCAAAGUGUGGCUACUGAAGUUAUUAAGCCAGAAUCCGUUCGCUGUGUUAAGUUCUCCCACAGCUGUAGACCAAAUACUAAAAUGUCUUCAGGGACAAGGUUUCACAAACUCUCAAGUUCUCCAGCUUCUGUCCAAACUUAAAGGGUUUCUUUUUCAGCUUCAGCCAGGAAGCAUCCAGAACAGUAUUUCCUUCACUAAGACUACUUUUGAGUGCACAGAUGAUGAGCUGCGGCAGUUGGUUGUGAACUGUCCCGUGCUGCUGUAUUACCCUGCCCCCGUCCUAGAAGAGAGGAUCCAGGCGCUGCUGAAGGAAGGAAUCUCCAUGGCUCAGCUAAGAGAGUCACCAAUGGUCCUUGAGUUAACACCACAGAUAGUCCAAUACAGGAUAAGAAAGCUGAACUCUUUAGGCUACAGAAUAAAGGAUGGGCAUCUAGCAAGUCUAAAUGGAACAAAGAAGGAGUUUGAGGCUAACUUAAGCAAAAUGCAAGCCAAGCAGGGAAGGCCACUGUUUAACCCUGUGGCAUCAUUAAGUGUGGAAGAGUGAUGUGGAGCUUACUUCUAGCAGGCAAAGUGACCAAUUCACAAAGACUUAAGCAACUCAGCUUGUAAGCACUACUGAGUAUCAGGACCUACUGAGCUUCUGAGUGGUGUUCAAGCACCUCAUAAUCGAUGGCCUCUGACUCUUACUGUAUUUUAAAAUAUAAAAUAAAUAUAAAUUGUGUUUAAAUAACA